Hyaena hyaena (striped hyena) is the source of this 4441-nucleotide messenger RNA. It is a transcript of the gene CUNH10orf105, whose product is annotated as chromosome unknown C10orf105 homolog. The coding region runs from base 215 to 586 and encodes 123 amino acids. The transcript has 2 exons. Lineage: Eukaryota; Metazoa; Chordata; Mammalia; Carnivora; Hyaenidae. The record is from RefSeq and is a predicted model, not a curated record.
UGUGGGUGGUGCGGGAGAGCUAGAGAGCCACCGCCUGCAGCAUCUCCAAGAGCCCACUCAAACUGUAAGGAACAUAGCCAUGGCUGGCCCUUGAUUCUGUGCUUUCUGCCCUAAGAUCUCUUUGACCUUUGAAACCAUCUCUCACCGCCCCCUCCCGAUUGCGGCCAGACACCUUCAAAGGGCAGGUGCUCUUUCUGGGAAGCUGAGUGGAGCCAUGAGCACACGGGGUCCCAGCCCCCUGGCCUUCCUCACAGCCCCCGUCACUCCUGGCAGCACCACCGAGGCAGCUGACCCCCUCCCUGUGCUCGUCGCCCUGGCCUGCAUCUUCCUCCUGCUGGCCAGCUGUCUGCUGUUCAUGACCCUCUGCAAACCGGCCGCGCUGGACCCGAGCCGCCGGCGGGCUCAGGAGUGCAUGCCCCACCACCCUGGGAGCCCCAGCGAGCCCCAGCUCAGGCUCUGGAAGCGCCUGGGCUCUCUGCGCCGCUCCCUACACAGUUUCCGUCGAGGCAGGCCUGCUCCCAGACGCCCCCUGCCGGGCUGCGAUGACAACCUCGACUGUGACUGCACGGAAUCUACCAAAAUGUGAUGGAUGGGCUGUUCCCGCUUCCCAGGACCCACCCAAGGAUCCUCCCGCCGGUGACACAGCCUGGAACCCGGGACUGCAGAAGGACCUGGGCCACACGCUCAGCCCCCGUGGUCCCAGGCCUGUGGCCUUUCCCAGAGACAGACCCUGGAGGAAUGUAUUCCUCUCUGCAGACCCUCCAGGUGCUGCCUGCUAAAAGACUGCUGGGCCAAUGCGCGGCCCUAACACUUGGCCCCAGGCUUCAGAGGGCACAACCUGGGACCCCCCCCCCCCCAACUCUUCUCUGGCAACCAGGCACCAACGACCUCCAGGGAGCAGUGACCCUGCUUCCCAACAGAAGUCUUGCCCACCCUUCAGGUGCCACAGCCCAGCAUGGAUUCCAGUCUGAGUUGCUCAAUGGCCAAAGGUUCCCUCCAGCCAAGUGAAAUACUCGGCCCACACGUAGGGCAAGGAACUAUCUUGCCCUCUGUGCCAACCCAGUGCCAGAGGCAGGAGGAAAGCAAGGGGCUUCUCUCCUUGAAAUCGUGGGACCUAGCAGCAUUUACCUAAUAAUCCCUGGGAGCAGCCGGCACCCUUGUGGGUCAGAUGCCCGCGUGCCUGCUGGGAGGAGGGCAAGCAGGAGGUUCUCGACACUGCCUAGCCAGUCACCAUCCUGGCAGCCAUCUUGGUGGCUCCCCUUCAAGGCACCCAUGUCACAAUGAACCAGGAAAGGGGCCGAGAAAGGGUUAAGGAGCCCGUUGCGAGGCCAGAACCUGUGCUGUGUCAAAGUGGCGGGAAGCAUUGCCAGAAGCUAGAGGUGAUGCCACCUGGGCUCUGAGGACACAUCAUCGUGCUCCUGCCUCGCCCAGGGUGGGGGGCAUCCUCCUAUUCCGGUAGGAGAGUCCAGACCUCCCCAGGACAGCUGUGGGACCUCAGGUCUAGACCACACUAGGCAUGCUACCUGAGUUCCUGGCAAUUGUGUCAUUGACUGGCUACCCAUCAAAGCAAUCCUACCCUAGAGUGGGCUUCUCAGAAGUCCAACCCCCCCAAAGUCUCCCCACAGGGCCGUGGCCAUGCACUCUAGGUCCUAAAUACGGAGUGUGGACAGAGGGGGUCUGAGCUGCCUAGUUCCUGCCACCUGUGGCCUGCUACAGGGCUGCCCCCGCCCACCUUGCUGACUCCCAGUGCAGCCAGCCAGGUCUUCUCAAAAAGUGAGCUCCAGUUUUGCCACUCCCCCGCUCCCAACCAUCUCUGGUUCCCAAAUGCUGGCUAGAUAAAGCCAGGGCUUCUUCGUUGUCUGGGAGCUGGCUUCAAACUCUCUCUCUAGCCUCAUCUCGACCCAAGACUCCAGACAAACUGAACCACCUGUCCCCAGGCUGUGGCUUACGCUUCCUAAGGCACCCCCUCCGGGAAGCCCUCUUGGCUCUCCAGCUGAAAGCCACCUCCUGCCUGGAGCCACUCCUGCUCUUUACAUCUCUCAGAGAAAGGAGAGCGAGAUCACAUCCAACCCUGCACACUGCUUCACCGGCUCCUACAGAAGUAGGAUGCCUCUGUCUCCUGAGUGAAGGAUGGCCUCGUCUGGCUGUGUCCCCACCUCCCAAAGUUUAAGGAGUCCUGGUGGGGGUGGUGGGGGCACCAUCCUCCUCUCUCACAUGCCCUAAGACAGAAGCUUUCUGUCCAAGCAUGUUGGUGAGGCCCACUGUACCUUCCCUCCAGGUCAAUCUGACAUCCAAGAAUGAGGCCACCUUGGCCAGAAACUUCCAGGGCUUGGAGAAGUCACUAAGGCCCACAUUUCUCUUUGAGAAAUGGGGAGAAUCAGGGCCGCCCUGUAUGACUCACAGGCUCUAGGAUUUCAGGCUGUGCGGGGUUGUGUAAAUAGAAACCGAUUCUUCAGGUUUAGAAAGUGGGGCAGGGCUCCUCCCACAGGGGCUUGUUCCCCCCUCCCUUCCAGCUUGCGAACCUCUUCCUGGCUCCCUUCCCAGGGCCUCCCUGAGACUUCUCAGCAUGCACUCGGCCUACAGCCACAGGUGUCACCCCCAGGCCAGUGUCCUGCUUGGUCUUGGGUGUUCCCUUCCUGGAGACUAGGGGUGGGGGUGAGGCUGCCCUGAGGCCUGAGAAGGAAUAGCUGGGGAUGGAGAGGCAGGGGGGCCCUUCAAAGCUCUGGCCACACCUUCAGGCACGUCCCCAGUUUGGUCCUGGGAGACCAUCAGUGAGUGGGGUGGCAGGUAUGAGGCUAGAGGGAAGCUGAGGCCCAGAGGAGGAGAGCCUCCCCGUUCCUCCUUCUGGAACCACCCCCGGGCUCUUGCACAUCCCUGGGGCUUCCUCGACUCUCCAUUCCUCUAGGAGUCAGCCACCCAGCUCCCAGCCCAUUUCCUGCCUUCCUCCCAGCCCCACAGACGCCAUGCGGGAGGUGGGUACACUUCCAGCCCUUCCCGACCCUGGGAGUCUGCCCUGGCGGACAGGCCCAGAUUUGCUGUGUUUGGCUCAGCCUCGCAGUUGGAACCCCCAACGCUGGCAAAGAGGGUAAUUCAUUCCCGGCCUCCCACCCCAUCCAGCGACGGAGGCCUCCAGGGUGAGGUGGGGGAGGGUGCCCUGAACCUCAUUUUUCAGGUCCUCUCCUUUCUCCCUCUGAACCUCAGAGCCAUCCUGCUCCCCGGGCAAAGGAACUCUUUCUUCUUGUGCCUGUUCACUUCCCAAGAGGGGAGCUUUGGCCAAGGGCCCGUGAAAGCCGCUCUGUUCUGAGCCUCGCUGGGCCCUGGCUCUUUCCGCUCACCUCCUUUUUGGGGGAGGAAAAUGUGACAACUCCAGCCACUUGAGGCUCUGAAAAGCCCUCUGGGUAGGGCGGGGGAGGCGGAGAGGGCUGUAGGGGAAGGGAGAGAGGCAAGGCCUUCCUUCUGUUCUGCGGGGAGCCAGGGUGCUAUCUCAGGCCACAGGAACUAAAGGCCUACUAUCCCCAGGAGGGAAGAGGGCGCCUGGGUCCCUCUUUCCCCACUGCCCACUGGCUACUUCCGGAGCAGUAGCAGGCCCCUCUCCUGUUUCUCUCCCUCCAUGUGGCAGACAUGCCUGCCCCCGGCCCCCCAACGGCUCCGAGGCACCACGGCCACCUGCCUGCACGAUGCUGUGUCCCUCAGGGAUGUCCUCUGGGACGCUGGCCUCGUAGCUGCUCUGCAGAAAGAUGGGCCGGUUGUCAUUCACGUCCAGGACGGUGACAAACACGGUGGCCGUCCCUGUGCGCCGCUUCCCUACGGGGCCGUUGUCUGUGGGAGUUGAAGGAAGACAGGCUGUGAGUAGCUGCCUGAGGCACACAUUCCCUGGACACGCGUCCUGUUCAUCCCACCCACGUUGGCCUUCGCCAGGGGUGGGUUUUUCUUCCUUUCUUAGAUUAAGAAUAACACUAACAAUAUCUAAUGUGUCCCAGGCGCUAUUCUAACUCAUUCAGCCCUCAGGAGCAGCAUGUGAAGUAGGUGCUAUUAUUAUUAUUAUACCCAUUUUACAGAGGAGGUGGAGGCGUGGAGUAUUUCAGCGGUGGCCCUCGGAAGACCAACCCGUGUCAGAUCCCUGGGAACUUGGGAAUGUCAACUUAUUAGGAAACAGUGUCUUUGAAGAUAUAAUUAAGAAUCUUGAGAUGAGGUCCCCUGGACUGCGGGGUGGGCCACAGGUCCGAUGACAAAGGUUCUCAAAAGAAAAAGGCAGAGAAAGGCUUGAAGCAGGGAGAAGGCCGGGUCAAGUCAGAGGCAGAGAUGGGAGUUUUGCAGCCACAAACCAAGGAAUAUUUAGAGCCACCAGAAACUGCUAGAGUUAAAGGAGUCCCCUCUAGAGCCUUCGGAAGGGAAUGCAGGCCUGCUGACACCUGAAGUUUGAACUUCUGGCCUCCAGCGA